Molecule: messenger RNA, 11962 nt
Organism: Anastrepha obliqua
Lineage: Eukaryota; Metazoa; Arthropoda; Insecta; Diptera; Tephritidae
Gene: uif
Product: sushi, von Willebrand factor type A, EGF and pentraxin domain-containing protein 1
Exons: 14
Coding region: 394-11178 (3594 amino acids)
Biological process (GO): Notch signaling pathway
Molecular function (GO): calcium ion binding; Notch binding
Source: RefSeq, a predicted model, not a curated record
AUGGCUAGAUGGUUUUAAGCCAUUUAGUGUAGCGCGUUAAAGAAAAGUGCUCAUAAAUCAAAUGAACAAAAUAACAAAUCGAAAAUUUAAAUAAGAACUCAAAAUACAGACAAAAGUUAUCGUCAUAUUGAUAAAAUUAAAACGAAAAACUGUGCAAAAAUUUCUAAUAAAUUUCGAGCAUUUGCGUAAAUAGCAUUUUUUGCUUGGGAACUUUGAAGCUGAUGCGCGAACAGGAAAGCAUUUAUUGAUAGCGCACAAGGAACGGAUAUUGGUGCUUCAUCUUUAAAGUAAUCACCUUUAAAAGUGUUUAAUAAAGGAAAAUCGUUUAAAAUUAACUAAACUGGCUGCAAGUGGCAUAUAAAAAACGGUGUGAAGUGGUUCAAACGUCGCAAAAUGAGCAGCUCUACGGCGGCCAGUUUAAAAUGGCUGUCCGCUAUUUAUUUUCUGGUUUUAUUAGCCAUAACCUCGACAACGACAAAAACGUAUGCAACAAUUGAAGAGGGAUUUUCUUGUCCAAAUGGUUGGGAAUUGCGUGGCCUUAACUGUUAUAAAUACUUCAACAUUAAACAUUCAUGGGAAAAGAGUGCUGAACUGUGUCGAAGAUAUGGCGCCGAUCUUGUGGCAAUCGACACGUAUGCGGAGAAUAACAGUACCUUGGCAAUUGCGCGUAGCAAUGAUCCGAACCGUCGCGCCUCCGACAAAUACUGGCUGGGUCUGGCCUCGCUGGAUGAUCUGCGCACCAAUACGCUGGAGUCUGCCUCGGGCGCGCUCAUCUCUCAAUACUCUGGUUUCUGGUCGCUCAAACAACCCGAUCCCAUGUCCGGUGAGUGUGUAGCCGCUACAUUUGCUUCGCGCAUGCAAUCCUGGGGUCUUGACACUUGCGAAAGUCUGCUUCCCUUCAUGUGUCGCGCACCCGCUUGUCCGCAAAACUCCAUACAUUGUUCGAAUGGCUUGUGCGUCAAUCAGGCAUUCAAGUGUGACGGCUCGGAUGAUUGUGGUGAUGGCUCCGAUGAGUUGGACUGCCCGGCGCAGUGUCAUUACCAUAUGCAAUCGGGCGGCGAUGUGAUUGAGACACCCAAUUAUCCGCAUAAAUAUGCCGCGAUGAGCAAGUGUAAGUGGACGCUGGAGGGUCCAUUGGGCAGCAAUAUUAUAUUGCAGUUCCAGGAUUUUGAAACGGAAAAGACAUUCGAUACCGUACAAGUGUUGGUGGGUGGACGCACUGAAGACAAGUCGGUUUCGCUGGCAACGCUGAGCGGCAAGUUGGAUUUGACUAUGCAGCCAUUUGUGUCUGCGUCCAACUUCAUGAUCGUGAAGUUUACCACUGAUGGUAGCGUGGAGCGCAAAGGUUUUCGCGCCACCUGGAAGACAGAGGCGAAAAAUUGUGGUGGCGUGUUGAAGGCGAACCUGCAGCGUCAAACUUUGACCAGCCCCAAUUAUCCCAAACAAUACCCUGGCGGUUUGGAGUGCUUGUACAUAAUCAAAGCUCAACCGGGACGUAUAAUUUCCAUUGAAGUGGAUGAUUUGGAUGUGGCUGAAGGGCGCGAUAUGCUGCUGAUACGUGAUGGUGAAUCGCCAAUGAGCCGCCCCAUUGCGCGUCUGACUGGCAGCGCUGACGACAACGAGAAAGUUAUUAUCUCCACCGGCAAUGCGUUGUAUUUGUACUUCAAGUCGAGUCUUGGUGAGUCUGGCAAGGGCUUCAGUUUACGCUACAUACAAGGCUGCAAAGCCACGAUUACAGAACGUAAUGGCACGGUCACCUCGCCGGCUUAUGGGCUGGAGCCUUAUCCGAAAAAUCAGGAAUGCUACUUUACCAUACGCAAUCCGAGCGGUUCACCGCUAUCGCUGAAAUUCGAUAAAUUCAUGGUGCACAAGAGCGAUUUCGUGCAAGUUUAUGAUGGCUCGUCUACAGCGGGUCUGCGUUUGCACUCGGGCGAUGGUUUCACUGGCACAGUGGCGCCAAAACUCACCUUGACGGCUUCUUCAGGAGAGAUGCUGAUAAAAUUCACUUCGGAUGCGCUGCAUAACGCGGCGGGCUGGUCCGCCACCUUCUCCGCUGACUGUCCUGAGUUGAAGCCCGGCAUUGGCGCUUUGGCUUCGAGUCGCGACACCGCCUUUGGCACUGUGGUGACAUUCACUUGCCCAAUUGGACAAGAGUUCGCUACCGGCAAGAAUAAAAUCGUCACCGAGUGUAUGAAGGGUGGCAACUGGAGUGUCUCGUACAUACCGAAAUGCCAAGAGGUUUACUGUGGUCCAGUCCCACAAAUCGACAACGGAUUUUCGAUUGGCUCCUCAAAUGUCACAUACCGUGGCAUAGCCAUGUACCAGUGUUAUGCGGGCUUCGCUUUCGCCUCUGGCGCACCCAUCGAAAAGAUUUCCUGCUUACCCGACGGCCGUUGGGAGCGCACACCCACCUGUAUGGCGUCACAGUGCUCACCACUGCCUGAAGUGCCGCACGCCAAUGUGACACUACUCAACGGCGGUGGACGCAGCUAUGGCACCAUCGUUCAAUACGAAUGCGAAUCUGGCUACGAACGCACAGGUCACCCAGUGCUGAUUUGCAUGUCUAACGGCACUUGGAGCGAUGAUGUGCCACGUUGUACACGCAAGCGUUGCUAUGAAUAUCCGAAAAUCGAUAAUGGUUUUGUGGUAGAUGCGGCACGUCCUUACUACUUUGGCGAUGAUGCGCGCGUGCAAUGCUACAAAGGUUACAAACUGAUCGGCAGUAAUAUAAUACGCUGUAAUUCUGAGCAAAUCUUCGAGAAUCCGCCAACGUGCGAGGAUAUCAACGAGUGCACAUCGACACAAUGUGACUUGGCGACGACGGAGUGCAUGAACACGAACGGCUCCUUCCACUGUCAAUGCCGUACUGGUUUUGCCCCAACGCCUGAGUGUCGUCCAGUUGGUGACUUAGGCUUGGCUAAUGGUGGCAUACCCGAUGACAGCAUAAUGACUUCGUCCAGUGAAGAGGGUUAUACGAAGAGUUUUGUGCGUCUUAACUCUGCUGGUUGGUGCGGAGCCCUAGUCGAACCGGGCGCAAACUGGAUUUUGAUCGAUCUCAAAGCGCCUACCAUCUUACGUGGCUUCCGCACAAUGUCCGUGCAACGUUUCGACAGCAAUGUGGCAUUUACCUCGGCUGUGCGGCUGCAAUACACCGACGAUCUGACUGAUGUAUUUAAAGACUACACAAAUCCCGAUGGCACAGCGGUGGAGUUCCGCAUACUGGAACCGACUCUGUCUAUUCUGAAUCUACCGAUGCCGAUUGAGGCGCGUUAUAUUCGCUUCCGCAUACAGGAUUACGUGGGCGCGCCAUGCAUACGCAUGGAAUUGAUGGGUUGCACGCGUUUGGAUUGUGUGGAUAUUAACGAAUGUGCGAAGAACAAUGGCGGCUGCGAUCAGAAAUGUGUGAAUUCGCCUGGCGGUUAUGCUUGCUCUUGCAACACAGGCUACCAACUUUUCACUGGCAAUGGCACAGCCGGCUUCAGCAUUGAACGUUCGGAGACUGGCGAACGCGAUGGCGACUCUUAUCAGCGCAACAAGACUUGCGUGCCACUUAUGUGCCCACCAUUGCUGGAACCAGAGAACGGUAAGCUGUUGACCGACAAAAACGAUCAUCACUUCGGCGAUAUUGUAAGAUUCCAGUGCAGCUUUGGCUAUAUUAUGUCGGGCAGUGCAGCGGUGCUUUGUCUCUCGAAUGGCCAAUGGAAUGCAACGGUGCCAGAGUGCAACUAUGCCAAAUGUGUCUCUCUGCCGGAUGACAAACUAGAGGGUCUUUCUGUUGAACGCCCUGAUCCCGAAUCCGUGUUGGUGCCUUUCCGUGACAAUGUCACCAUCACUUGCAGUUCACCUGGCCGCAAAUUACGCAACACUGCCACGUCAGGUUUUCGUCAGUGCGUGUACGAUCCCAAACCCGGUUUACCCGACUAUUGGCUUUCUGGCUCGCAGCCUUCUUGUCCACGCGUCGAUUGUUAUCAGCCAAUGUCAACGCCUGGCGCCGAGUAUGGUCAGUUCGUAGAUACACGCUUCCAGAGCUCAUUCUUCUUCGGCUGCCAGCAUACUUUUAAAUUGGCUGGCCAAACAUCACGCCACGACAAUGUUGUACGUUGUCAGUCCGACGGCAUCUGGGACUUUGGAGACUUGCGCUGCGAAGGUCCUGUUUGCGAAGAUCCUGGCCGGCCCAGCGAUGGACGUCAAAUAGCGCGCAGUUACGAGCAGGGCUCAGAAGUGUACUUCGGCUGCAAUCGUCCCGGUUAUAUACUAAUCAAUCCACGUCCAAUUACCUGUAUACGCGAACCUGAGUGUAGGGUCAUCAAGCCAUUGGGUGUGACCUCAGGCAAAAUACCUGACUCAGCAAUUAAUGCCACCUCCGAACGUCCAAACUACGAAGCAAGAAAUAUACGUUUGAAUUCCGCUACUGGCUGGUGUGGCAAGCAGGAAGCUUUCACCUACGUGAGCGUUGACUUGGGACAGAUACAUCGCGUCAAGGCGAUUUUGGUUAAGGGCGUGGUCACCAAUGACAUUGUGGGUCGUCCUACCGAAAUACGUUUCUUCUAUAAGCAGGCAGAAAGUGAGAACUACGUCGUUUAUUUCCCCAACUUCAACCUAACUAUGCGCGAUCCCGGUAACUAUGGUGAAUUGGCUAUGAUUACAUUACCCAAGUACGUGCAGGCACGUUUCGUCAUUCUGGGUAUCGUCAGUUAUAUGGAUAAUGCCUGUUUGAAAUUCGAGCUCAUGGGUUGCGAAGAACCAAAGAAAGAGCCCUUGCUAGGCUACGACUAUGGCUAUUCACCGUGUGUGGAUAAUGAACCGCCUAUCUUCCAGAACUGCCCACAACAACCGAUUAUAGUGCGUCGCGAUGAAAACGGUGCGGUGCUGCCGGUCAACUUCACCGAACCCUCAGCUGUAGACAACUCUGGCUCCAUAGCACGUCUCGAAGUGAAACCGCAAAACUUCAAAACACCCUCGUAUGUAUUCAAAGACACCGUAGUGAAAUAUGUCGCUUUCGAUUAUGACGGCAAUGUCGCGAUUUGUGAGAUCAACAUUACAGUACCAGAUGUCACACCGCCACUGCUGCAGUGCCCUCAAAGUUAUGUUAUUGAGUUGGUUGAUCGUCAGGAGAGCUAUAAUGUGAACUUCAACGACACACGUAAGCGCAUUAAGAGCUCAGAUGACUCUGGUGAGGUGCGUCUCACCUAUACACCGGAGCACGCUGUGAUAACCAUCGGCAACUAUGAGAACGUCACCGUGACAGCUACCGAUAAGUUCAAUAAUCGCGCCUACUGUUACUUCCAAGUUUCGGUGCAGGCAUCUCCGUGCGUGGACUGGGAGUUACAACCGCCAGCGAAUGGCGCCAUCAAUUGUUUACCUGGAGAUCGCGGUAUUGAGUGCAUAGCAACUUGUAAGCCCGGUUUCCGUUUUACUGAUGGUGAGCCCUUGAAGUCGUUCUCUUGCGAGACAUCGCGCUUAUGGAAGCCCACCUCAGUCGUGCCCGAUUGUGUAUCGGAGAACACCGAGCAGGCCGACUACCAGGUUACUGCUACUGUUACUUAUCGUGCAAAUGGCGCUGUUGCACAGUCAUGUCUCGGCCAAUAUCAAGAUAUGCUGUCGCAACACUACUCCGGUCUGAAUCGCUUGCUAUCGCAACGUUGCUCAGCUGUCAACGUCAACAUGAAUGUGUCCUUCGUUAAAUCGGUGCCGAGCUUAUUAGAGGAGAAUGUAGUUAAAAUGGAUUUCAUACUCUCAAUACUGCCUGCGGUCAGACAACCACAGCUAUACGAACUUUGCGGCUCUACGCUAAAUCUUAUUUUCGAUUUGAGCGUGCCGUAUGCCAGCGCCGUCAUCGAUUCACUUCUGAAUAUUUCCAAUAUUGGUAAUCAAUGCCCGCCACUGCGCGCGUUGAAGAGUAACAUAUCGCGUGGCUUCACUUGCAGCAUCGGUGAGGUUUUAAAUAUGGACACCAGCGAUGUGCCGCGUUGUCUGCAUUGCCCUGCUGGCACCUACGUAAUUACCGGCCAAAGUGUGUGCACGAACUGUCCCCGUGGCUACUAUCAGAACCGUGAUCGUCAAGGCACAUGCCUGCGCUGUCCCGCCGGGACUUACACGAAGGAAGAGGGUUCUAAGGCGCUGAGUGAUUGUAUACCCGUUUGCGGCUAUGGUACAUAUUCGCCAACUGGAUUGGUGCCCUGUUUGGAAUGUCCACGUAACUCGUAUACAGCGGAACCACCCACUGGUGGCUUCAAAGAUUGCACAGCUUGCGCGCAAAACUCAUACACCUUCCAACCGGCGGCUUCGACAAAGGAUUUGUGUCGUCAAAAAUGUGCUCCUGGUUUCUACUCAUACACUGGCUUGUCGCCUUGUUCGCCCUGCCCCAUAAACUACUAUCAAAGUGCAGUUGGCGCGCAAACUUGCAAUGAAUGUCCGACCAACAUGCGCACCGAUGGUCCGGGCGCCAAAGGACGUGAGGAGUGUAAGCCUGUGGUGUGUGGUGAGAGCGCUUGUUUGCAUGGCGGUCUGUGUGUGCCGAUGGGCCAUGGCGUGCAGUGCUUCUGCCCGGCUGGUUUCUCUGGUAGACGUUGCGAGAUUGACAUCGAUGAGUGCGCUUCACAGCCCUGCUAUAAUGGUGGUUCCUGUACCGAUUUGCCACAAGGUUAUCGCUGCGAAUGCCCGGCUGGUUACUCCGGCAUCAAUUGCCAAGAGGAGGUGAGUGAUUGCGGCAACGACACAUGUCCAGCGCGCGCCAUGUGCAAGAAUGAACCAGGUUAUAAGAACUUUACUUGCUUGUGUCGCAGCGGCUACACUGGCGCCGAUUGCGAUGUAACCAUUGAUCCCUGCACCGCAAAUGGUAAUCCUUGCACGAACGGCGCUAGCUGUUUGGCAUUACAACAGGGCCGUUAUAAAUGUGAUUGCUUACCUGGUUGGGAAGGCAUACAUUGCGCACAAAACAUCAACGACUGCGCGGAGAAUCCUUGUUUGUUGGGUGCGAACUGCACUGAUCUCGUGAACGACUUCCAAUGUUCUUGUCCGCCUGGCUUUACUGGCAAACGUUGCGAGGAGAAGAUUGAUUUGUGCUUGUCAGAGCCUUGUAAGCACGGCACUUGCGCAGAUCGUUUGUUUGAACACGAGUGCGUCUGUCAUCCGGGCUGGAGCGGCGAUGGUUGCGAUAUAAACAUUGAUGAUUGCGCCGCUAGUCCAUGCGCCAACGAUGGCGUUUGCGUGGACUUAGUGAAUGGGUAUAGUUGUUCAUGUGAACCCGGUUACACAGGCAAGAACUGCCAACAUACGAUUGACGAUUGUGAAUCAAAUCCUUGCCAGAAUGGCGCAACAUGCGUGGAUCAGUUAGAUGGCUUCACAUGCAAGUGCCGCCCUGGUUUUGUCGGGCUGAGCUGCGAGGCUGAAAUCGACGAGUGUUUGAGUGAUCCUUGCAAUCCUGUGGGCACCGAACGUUGCCUUGACUUGGAUAAUAAAUUCGAAUGUGUGUGUCGCGAAGGUUUCACUGGCUCAUUCUGUGAGACGGACAUUGAUGACUGCGAGACCAAUCCUUGCUUGAACGGCGGUCAAUGUCGCGAUCGUGUUGGUAGCUUUGAAUGUACUUGCGCUGAUGGUUGGCGCGGUGAGCGCUGCGAGCGUCAAAUCACAUCGUGUGGUGGACAGUCACCUUGUCAGAAUGACGCUAAUUGCAUCGACUUGUUCCAGGACUACUUCUGUGUGUGUCCAAGCGGCACUGAUGGCAAGAAUUGUGAGACUGCACCUGAGCGUUGCAUCGGCAAUCCUUGCAUGCAUGGUGGCAUGUGCCAAGAUUAUGGUUCCGGCUUGAAUUGCACAUGCCCAGCUGAUUUCUCUGGCAUUGGUUGUCAAUACGAAUUCGAUGCGUGCGAUGCGAAUGUAUGCCAGAAUGAGGCUACCUGCAUUGAUCAUGGCAACGGCUACACCUGCGCCUGCCCACCUGGUUACACGGGCAAAAACUGUGAGGAAGACAUUAUCGAUUGUAAGGACAACUCGUGCCCGCCUGGUGCAACUUGCAUAGAUUUGACGAAUGACUUCUACUGCCAAUGUGCCUUCAAUAUGACCGGCGACGACUGCCGCAAGACCAUACAAGUUGACUACGAUUUAUACUUUAGCGAUCCUCUGCGUUCCACUGCCGCUCAGGUGGUACCGUUCUACACUGGCGAGUCCAACAGUUUGACCAUCGCUAUGUGGGUGCAAUUCGCGCAAAAAGACGAUACUGGUAUCUUCUUCACAUUGUACGGCGUACAAUCGGCACAUAUUGCGAACAACCGCCGUCUGCUGCUGCAAGCGCACUCAAGCGGCGUGCAAGUAUCUAUUUUCGAAGAUCUACCCGACGCUUUCCUCUCCUUCGGCGAAUACACAUCUGUCAACGAUGGACAAUGGCAUCAUGUAGCCAUAUUGUGGGAUGGCGUCAGUGGACAGCUGCAGCUGAUUACCGAGGGACUCAUUGCCAGCAAAAUGGAAUACGGUGGCGGACGUGCUAUGCCGCAAUACGCAUGGGCCGUGCUGGGACGUCCACAACCAGAUGACACUAAACAUUCGGCUUCUUAUGCCGAUUCCGGUUUCCAGGGUACAAUUACCAAAACGCAAGUUUGGGGACGUGCAUUGGAUAUCACCUCGGAAAUACAGAAACAAGUGCGCGAUUGUCGCUCCGAGCCGGUUUUGUAUCAUGGAUUGAUACUAAAUUGGGCCGGUUAUGAGGUGACUUCGGGUGGCGUCGAACGUACGGUACCUUCAAUGUGUGGCCAACGUAAAUGCCCGAACGGCUAUCAGGGACCAAACUGCCAGCAAUUGGUUGUGGACAAGGAAGCACCAGUUGUGGAACAUUGUCCGGGUGAUUUGUGGGUAAUUGCCAAGAACGGCUCGGCUGUUGUUACUUGGGAUGAACCACAUUUCAGCGACAAUAUUGGCGUAACGAAAAUUGUGGAGCGCAAUGGCCAUCGCCCAGGUACUACGCUACUGUGGGGCUCUUAUGACAUAACAUAUUUGGCUUCCGAUGCAGCAGGCAAUACGGCUACUUGCAGCUUUAAGAUAUCGCUGCUGUCUGAAUUCUGUCCACCGUUGGCGGAUCCAGUGGGCGGUGUACAAGUCUGCAAAGACUGGGGCGCUGGCGGACAGUUCAAGGUUUGCGAGAUUUCUUGUAAUCCGGGACUACGUUUCUCCGAAGAGGUACCCGACUUCUACACAUGUGGCGCGGAAGGUUUCUGGCGUCCAACGCGCGAACCAUUCAUGCCACUCGUUUACCCGUCAUGCUCACCUGCUAAGCCGGCGCAACGUGUCUUCCGCAUCAAGAUGCUCUUCCCUUCGGAUGUGCUCUGCAACAAGGCCGGUCAAGGUGUAUUGCGUCAAAAGGUGACAAACUCUGUCAACGCGCUCAAUCGCGACUGGAACUUCUGCUCCUACUCGGUAGAGGGCACACGCGAAUGCAAAGACAUCAAAAUCGACGUGAAAUGCGACCACUACCGCGCUGCUCAAGGCCAACGCGUGAGUCGCCAGGUGAAAGAUGGUGGCGUCUACGUAAUGGAAGCAGAGAUUCCAGUGCUCAACGAAAACGAUGAGGUCGAGGCGCGCGGUCGUCAAGGACGCCAACAAGCUGGCGGCGAUACGUACAUGCUGGAGAUACUCUUCCCAGCAGUGAACGAUCCCGUCAUUCACUCGACCACAGGCGAACGUUCGACAGUCAAGAAUCUGUUAGAGAAACUCAUCCUGGAAGAUGAUCAAUUUGCGGUGCAAGAUAUUCUACCCAACACUGUGCCCGAUCCGGCCUCACUUGAGCUGGGCUCGGAAUAUGCCUGCCCUGUUGGUCAGGUGGUCAUGAUACCCGACUGCGUGCCAUGCGCCAUCGGCACUUAUUACGAUACGGCCAACAAGACUUGCGUUGCCUGCGAACGCGGCACUUAUCAAUCGGAAGCUGGUCAACUGCAGUGCAGCAAGUGUCCAGUAAUCGCUGGCCGACCGGGUGUCACUGCUGGUCCUGGUGCACGCUCUGCGGCCGAUUGUAAGGAACGUUGUCCUGCUGGCAAAUACUUUGACUCGGACACAGGAUUGUGUCGCUCGUGCGGUCAUGGCUUCUAUCAGCCCAACGAGGGAGCUUUCAGCUGCGAACUUUGCGGUCUCGGUCAGACAACACGUUCCAGUGAGGCUACCUCGCGCAAGGAAUGUCGCGAUGAGUGCAACUCCGGUCAACAACUUGGCAUCGACGGUCGUUGUGAACCUUGUCCACGUGGCACUUAUCGUACACAAGGUGUACAACCUUCAUGCGUUGGCUGUCCAUUGGGACGUACUACGCCGAAGGUGGGCGCCAACUCAGUCGAAGAGUGCACGCUGCCCGUGUGCUCACCCGGCACCUACCUCAAUGGCACACUCAAUAUGUGCGUGGAAUGUCGCAAGGGCUACUACCAGUCAGAGUCGCAACAAACGUCGUGCAUACAAUGCCCGCCUAACCACAGCACCAAGAUUACUGGCGCCACUGCGAAAUCGGAGUGUACCAACCCCUGCGAGCAUAUUGCUGAAGGUCGUCCACAUUGUGAUCCGAAUGCCUAUUGUAUAUUGGUACCCGAAACGUCGGACUUCAAGUGUGAGUGCAAGCCUGGCUUCAAUGGCACCGGCAUGGAGUGCACAGAUAUGUGUGAGGGUUAUUGCGAGAAUUCGGGCACUUGCGUGAAGGAUCUCAAGGGCACACCCUCAUGUCGCUGUAUCGGCUCAUUCACCGGCCCCCAUUGCGCUGAGCGCUCAGAGUUUGCGUACAUUGCUGGCGGUAUUGCCGGUGCUGUGAUCUUUAUUAUUGUGAUUGUGCUGCUGAUUUGGAUGAUUUGUGUGCGUUCGACGAAGCGUCGCGAUCCGAAAAAGAUGCUGACGCCUGCCAUCGAUCAGACUGGCUCGCAGGUGAACUUCUACUAUGGCGCACAUACGCCGUAUGCGGAGUCCAUUGCGCCGUCGCAUCACAGCACUUAUGCGCACUACUACGAUGACGAGGAAGAUGGCUGGGAGAUGCCGAACUUCUACAAUGAGGCAUACAUCAAGGAUGGCGGUGGUCUGCAUGGCGGUAAAAUGAGUACAUUGGCGAGGUCGAACGCCUCGCUCUAUGGCACUAAAGAAGACUUAUACGAUCGACUGAAACGACACGCGUACACUGGCAAAAAAGAAAAGAGCGACAGUGACAGUGAAGUUCAAUAAGCGCUGCACGCACACACACGCACACCCGUACAUACUAGAAGAAGACCAACAAAGGGAAGCAAUAAAAUUGUGGUCAUAAAACUAACGAAUCAGCGUCACUUGGCGAAUUUAACGGCGCUGAUACUUUGUAUUUAAAUACGAAUAGUUUUUAGCUUAGUCGUUCAAAUUUAGGAGUGAAUCAAGGAAAUGGAGCGGCAUUGAAAUGAGAAGUGAAAAGAGAAGUUGUGAAAUCACUGCCUUCAAUAUUGAAAAUUAUCGAUGUUUUGAAAUACUCACUACACACACACAGACAUCACAACACUUGCAUUACAAAACAAAACAAAACAAAAACAAAAACAAUGAAAAAGCUUUAUAUUGAAUUGUUGUAAUUGAAAUUGGUUAAAUUUUGUUUUUCAAAUUUUAUAUUUGCACACUUCGAAGUGUUUGUGUAUUUUUAUAAUUACAAUUUUUACUUGAAGCACCCAAAAGUGUGCUAAACACACACACACUUACUUAAUUUGCACAUUCGUUGUACUAUAACUGAUGGAGUCGUAUAUUUGUUCUUACUUAAGCUUUAUAACUGCAGAUUACAAUGUUUAAUGUGAAGCUUUUAAAGCUGCUAAAAUUAGAUAACACAAAAAAAGAAAUAAAAGAUAAAAACUAUUACGAAACUUUAGUGGCGUGAACAGCAAUAAAUUAAUUAAAUGUAAUUAGUUGAUAAGUUAAUAAAUUUUCAUUUAGUUUAUACUUAGCGAAAAAUACAUGUAUAAACACAUAAACAUAAACAUAAACAAAAACAAAAACA